AUGCCCGCCGCGCCCGCGUCGCCGUACGUGCCUCCGGCGCCGGUCACUGCGGCGGCCCCGUCGGCCCCGGUGUCAGUCUUCUCGUCGGCGCCGCCACGCGGAGAGCCGGUGCGCCUGUACCGGGAUAAGCGCGACGAGGAACGCAACACAGACAAGUACGAGGACAUGUCGGCCGUCUUCUCCGUCAUCACGGCCACCGAGCGCUUGGAGAACAUCUGGGCGCGGUGGGGCGCCAUUAGCCAGGAUGACUAUGAGCGCCAGUGCGAGCUGCUCAUCCAGCAGUACAAGGUGCUUACGGCGAGCACGGCUGAGUUUAUACCCAAGAUUGAUAAGUUCAUUCAUGAGUACGAUAUCAAGGCGAGCAAGGCCCGCCCGAGACUCGCGUGUGGGUACCCUGUUACUGUUAAGGGCCCAAAGGAGCCCAAGCAUCAAAACAAGUUUGUCUUCCGCUGCACCAGCUUGUUUCAUCAUUUGGGUACCUGCAUUGAUACCAAUCAAGUGGCAGUUGGCUUUUUGCUCCCGGAUCUUAUCUCGCUCAUGAAGACGUUGAAGAGCAUUUCCUCCCUGCCGCAGGACUUUGUGUUUAAUGCUCGCGUCGAGUUUUGGGUCGAAAAGCUUAAUGCCAUGCCGGCCUCCUUCGAGCUUACGUUUGAUGACGCUAGUCAACUCAAGCUCGACCUGGACAACGGCUACGCAGAACUAGAAGCCGCCAUUAGCAACUAG
Chondrus crispus (carragheen) is the source of this 723-nucleotide messenger RNA. RefSeq lists its product as hypothetical. Gene Ontology annotation, biological process: protein transport to vacuole involved in ubiquitin-dependent protein catabolic process via the multivesicular body sorting pathway. Gene Ontology annotation, molecular function: protein-containing complex binding. NCBI's taxonomy places the organism in Eukaryota, Rhodophyta, Florideophyceae, Gigartinales, Gigartinaceae. Gene Ontology annotation, cellular component: ESCRT I complex. The transcript has a single exon. The record is from RefSeq and is a predicted model, not a curated record. The coding region runs from base 1 to 723 and encodes 240 amino acids.